Molecule: messenger RNA, 3627 nt
Organism: Corylus avellana
Lineage: Eukaryota; Viridiplantae; Streptophyta; Magnoliopsida; Fagales; Betulaceae
Product: Telomerase activating protein Est1
Biological process (GO): nuclear-transcribed mRNA catabolic process, nonsense-mediated decay
Cellular component (GO): telomerase holoenzyme complex
Molecular function (GO): telomerase RNA binding; protein binding; telomeric repeat DNA binding
Source: RefSeq, a predicted model, not a curated record
UAUCAGUCGUGGUCUGAGGUCCAUCAUCAGCCACCUUUUACUUUGUCUGUUUCACAACUGAACCUGCACAGGUAGCUUAACUCUUUGUUGCUGCGUCCCUUCCCCGCCUCUCUCUCUCUCUCUCUAUGUCGGUGUGACUCUUCUCCAUUUGGGUGUUUUUCCUUGGCUGCUUUGGUCUCAAUUUCUGGUUCAAACGUCAGUAACAAGUUACGAAUUUUGAGGGGGCUUUGGUGAUUGAAGUUUUGUCUGUUUAUGUUCGUCAGGUCAGCUUUAACGUAAAUUUACUUCAUUCGCCUCAAGAAGACAACAUACCAUAGGAGAAUUUGUUCCGACUCUAAUCAUGACUACAAAUUCACUUAUUCCUUCCAAAGAUCAGAAAGAAAAACAGAUUGUUCUCACUGAGGUUGGUAAUACAGAAAAACAGUUGUGGACAUUGAUUUAUUCCAAAAGUCUAUUGCACCCUGAUGUUCAAGACUUGUACCGCAAAGUCCGUUCUAGUUAUGAGAAAAUCAUUCUAAAUGAUCAUGAACUGGUGCAACUUCAAGAUGUUGAAUAUUCCUUGUGGAAACUUCACUAUAAGCAUAUUGAUGAAUUUCGUAAGACAAUAAAGAAAAGUUCUGCUGAUGGAGAGAGCACAAAUUUAGUAUUGAAAAAAAAUGCUGGAAAUGUGCAGAGAAGUGGUGACAAGUGUAUAUUAGGAUUCAAGUCAUUUCUCUCUGAAGCAACUGAAUUUUACCAAAAUUUGAUUGUGAAAAUCAGAAAAUGCUAUAGCUGUUCAGAAGAUUCCUUCUUGCAUAAAAAAGGUGGCACAUCUACUUCCUUUGAACCUAAGAUGCAGAAAUGCCAAUUUUUAUGCCAUCGGUUUUUAGUUUGUCUUGGGGAUCUUGCUAGAUACCGAGAACAAUAUGAAAAACCCGAUGUUCAAAAGCAUAACUGGUCAGUUGCAGCCUCCCACUACUUGGAAGCAACAAUGAUUUGGCCAGAUAGUGGAAACCCCCAGAAUCAGUUGGCAGUAUUGGCUACAUAUGUUGGUGAUGAGUUCCUUGCUUUGUACCACUGUGUAAGGAGUUUAGCCGUUAAAGAACCUUUCCCUGAUGCCUUGGAUAACCUAAUUUUACUCUUUGAAAGGAACAGGUCAUCUCAUUUGGGUUCCCUUCAUGGUGAGGCCGACUUUGAUUUCUUAAAACCAUUUGAAAGAAUCAAUGUCCAGGGCAAAUUACAAUCAAGUGAAGAUUUCUCAAAUUGCAAUAUGUUGAAAGCUGAACACAUUUGCUCCGUGGAAACAGACUUAUGGUCUCUUCUUAUCAGAACUAUGAGUUUCUUUUUCUUAGAAUCCAGCUUGGAGGAAUUCCCUUGUGCCUUUGCCUCUGCUAUGAGAGGGUUGGAUGCUUUAAUGGCACUAGAUGAUACAAAACUAAAAGCUGCAUUGGAAUCCUAUGAGUGUUUGGAUUCAGCUAGAGCAGGCCCCUUUCGAGCCCUCCAAGUUGCUUCUAUUUUUAUCUUUAUCAUAGAGAACUACCUAGUGCAUGGUUCACAAGUAGGAAGGUCCAAAGAUAAAAAUGAUACGGAACAGCUUGUCUGGACACAAUUUGCAAUGGCUGCCACAAUCAUUUUCAUGGGUCGCCUUGUUGAUAGAUGUUUGAAGGCUAGUCAAUUGUAUCUUUGCCCCCUCUUACCAGCUGUGCUUGUAUUUGUGGAGUGGUUUGUGGGCAUGCUUGAUCAAGCAAAAACGUGUGGGGUUGAUGAAAAAAGUAGAAGUGCCAUCUCUUACUUUUUUGGUGUGUUUAUUGAGCUUCUAAACGAGUUAAAUGUUGAAUGGGGUGAAGGCACGUCUCCAGAUAGUACUUCUCUGUGGGAAGACUAUGAAUUGAGGGGCUUUGCACCUGUAGCAUGUGCGCAUGUGUUGUUAGAUUUUUCAACUCCUUGGGAACAUAUAGACAGUUUUGAAAGUGGGAGUGAAUGCCGUGCUCACCGCAUUAUUAAUGCUGCAAUGAAGAUUGCAGAAAAAUCAAAUGACUCUGGAAAUUGGAUCUUCUAUGAUAAAUUGGUAAGAAAAUUCUACAUGGGAGAGUCAAAUGAAUUUCCAGAGAGAAAAAAAUCAGAAAAGGCCAAUUCUGAUCUUAAAGUCGAAGAGCCAAACCAGCAUAUUUAUGAAGCCACAGAAGAAUGUGAGGAACUGAUCCUGAAGACUCCAAGUAACCCCCAUGUGAUUGGUAAAUCGGCUGCCACAGAAGAGGAAGAAGUCAUUCUCUUUAAACCUCUAACAAGAUAUAACUCGGCACCGCUUUACAGUUCUGUUGCCAUGAACGAUCAAAUGUCUCUGAAAGAUUCAGGGGAUGAAAAUGGACCUUCAGAUGAAUGCUUGCGCCGAGCUACGUCACUACUUAUUGCGCAAAACCAGGCCGAGAGUGAUCCUUUAGCCUUCCAUGCUGGUAUAACUAAUUUCAAGUGCAACGUGUCAUUCAAGCAUCAGGAGCCUCUGGUGAAGGAUACAGCAUCUCACCCAUCUUUAGAAAUACCCAUCUCUGCUGGGCCUCCCUCGCUCAGUGCUUGGGUCCUCAAUAGAGGAAGUUUGAGUUAUGAUAGAGAGAAAGGGAUAGGAAACGGUAGUAAACAUAGCUUGGAGCCUAUAGAGGAAAUGCCUUCUACAUCCUUGAGUGGUCUUUCCAUCAGCGAAAAUAGGGAUUCUGUCAUUAGUUCUGAGCAUGAAUAUGCAACCACCAAUUACUUGUCUCCUACUUACUCUCCUCCGAUGCCUUCUGCUCCUUUAUUGCCUGAUGAUGCUGUCUGGUUUAGUGGCAUUCAAUCUAAUUUUUCCAACCGCACAACCUCCGGGGGCGUUGGUGUAGCUAACAAUUUUUAUGGUCCAUCACAGGUACUAGGUACUUCAAAUUGGAGUGCUGCUUAUGUGCCUCCUGAUUAUGGUCAUAGUGUCCAGGGUUACCUGAAUAAUCACCCACCUUCACGUCAAAUGACUUCUUCUGAAUGGCUUCGUCAGUACAGAGAAAAUCACAAUCUUGGGCAGGGCAAUAGUUAUAUAUGGCCGGCUCAUUCUUAUGCUCCUGAGAACCUUGGAAACUUCCAAGAUCAUGAAGCUUCCAAGUUUGGUGUUUUUGAUCGGUGGGGAAAUCCUAUGGCUUACAAACCAAGUGUAUAUAUGGAGAGCCCUCAGUUGCAACCUGCUUUGCCUCUUGUUUACAGUGCAGAUGAUCACAGGGAGAAGCUGUUUCAUGGUUACCAAAGGCCAAGCCCCUUUGGGUGUGGUGCUGUGACAGAGCCACAGCCACUUUUGCAGUAUCUUAAAGAGAAAGAAUGGAGACUCCAGCAAGAUCCUACCCCGAGAGGCCCUACAUAUAUGGGAAAUUAGAAGAACAAAGGUUAACCAUUUCAUACUAGCAGUCCACUUGGGUGCAUGAAUUUAGUUGCAUCUUCAUCUUCAGGCAACAUGUAAAGUACCCGAUGGAGCUCGAGAUGUCGGAUUAAAAAAGUUUACAUGUAUGCAUGUAUAUAUGUACAUAGAUGUUUUUACUUUUCCUUCUGAAAGAGGAGGUUUGAAGAAAGACUGCAAAAGUGUCAAAACUUUGCUGCUGUCAACAAUUUUCGGAAUUCAAUCCACACAUUCGCUCA